This is a messenger RNA of Pelobates cultripes (western spadefoot toad), 894 nucleotides long. The record is from the annotation of a GenBank genome assembly. NCBI's taxonomy places the organism in Eukaryota, Metazoa, Chordata, Amphibia, Anura, Pelobatidae.
AUGGAUGAGCUCCUCAGAACACCCACCGGGCCCUCACAGGAGGCCCUCGUGCCCAAUAUGGCACCAACAUCCCUGGCCUCCACUUACUCUCAUGGGGAACAUGUGACUCUGGCUGACAUCAGGGUAGAACUGAGGCGCAUGACUGCCGUAAUGGUCACCAAAGAUGACCUUUACCAAGCAUCUAAUAACCUGCAUACCGCGCUGAAAUCUGAGGUAGGGGGCCUGAAGGCAGACUUUGCGGUACACAAAACACCUAUAGCUUCUGUGGAGCAACGCAAGGAUGCAAUGAAGAAGCAGACCAAGGCCUCAGAUAUUGCCAUUCAAAAGCAAGGAGAUCUGCUACUAGCCAUGCGGCGGCAACUCGAGGAUCUAGACAACAGAAGCCAUCGCAACAACAUUAGAAUCCGAGGGAUUCCAGAGGCCGAUGGAACAGGAGAAAAUGUUGCGGAAACCCUCACCCAGCUCUUCCGGAUCAUCCUCCGUGAAGAUGCUCUGGAUCACUAUAGAUUUGACAGGGCACACAGAGCCCUCAGACCGUGCAAUGCUGACGGAGUCCCAAGGGGCAUAAUCUGCUGCAUUCACUCUUACCCACUCAAGGACCAAAUCAUGCAGAGAGCCCGCACUCGCUCACAUUGGACCUACAGGGGCUCUGAGGUCGCCUUAUACAACAACCUGUCACCGAUGACCCUGGAUGCCAGACGGACACUGCGGCCGGUAACCACCACACUAUGGGAAAGGAACAUUCCCUACAGUAUAAAUGUCCGACACCAAACCCCCCCCGAACACUCUGGUAUGGAUACCCCACUAGAAGCACAGUUGGGAGGGUGGUCAUGGGGGGAGGAUCCAGAUGCUUGCUCUCCACAAGGGGGAACUCAGACUGCUCCAAGACCCUAA